Messenger RNA from Myxocyprinus asiaticus (Chinese sucker), 4799 nucleotides. It is a transcript of the gene ttll10, whose product is annotated as tubulin tyrosine ligase-like family, member 10. NCBI's taxonomy places the organism in Eukaryota, Metazoa, Chordata, Actinopteri, Cypriniformes, Catostomidae. Bases 301 to 2466 code for a protein of 721 amino acids. Gene Ontology annotation, biological process: protein modification process. The record is from RefSeq and is a predicted model, not a curated record. The transcript has 12 exons.
UCACCUCAAGCUUCCGGCGAAGACCGUCGUCUUCAUUAUGACAAAGGCUCAUCUGGUUUGUACUUGUACUUGUUACUUCUAUGCCAGAGUGCCAUAUUGGGAAUCCAUUUCCCCAGCUUCAAGAUGGUCUCCUUCUGUCUGCAAUCCUGGCUUUCGGUUGCAAGAAUUUUAAGGGCGUCGUUCUACUGAAGAGAGAAGAGAAGGACAUGACGCAGCGUGGUGUCUCUCAAAUCUGGUUUCUGACCAUGGACCAUUUCGAUGAAGAAAUGGGUCUAGGCCAGUAGCAGGGGAGUGACAGUGAUGUCAUCAGAGAGCUUGAUAGAGCUCCGUCAGCAGGGAGAAAAGCCAGGUGCCACAAAGAGAAAGGACAGACAGCAUGUCCAGAGAAACACACAACAGACAAUGGAGGACCAGGACCAAUCAGAAGAGAAGAGGGGCAGCCCAUUGAAUGCUGGCAUUGAGGCUGUGCUGUUGCAUGUGAAUGGAGAUGAACAGCAGAAUGUGGAAAACAGUGAGUCAAGGAGGAGAAGGCGGGUCGCUCAGAAGAUGCACAAAGGGCAUGUGAAACACACAGAUGGAACCCUGCCAGUGAGUGUCUCAUUUGUUGAGAGGGACAGAGACAAGCAUCCUGAAGAUCCACAGGGAACUGGACCCUUCUUCUUCUUUGGGGGGAGCAAUGGGGCCUCUAUAGUUGUUUCAUAUUGUGAGAGUCGAGGCUGGCAGCGGAUAUAUGAUAAGACCAGGCUGGACUACAAGCUGAAGUGGUGUGAAACUAAAUCACCUGCUACCUACUACAACUUCAAAGCAGGUGGACAGUUGCUAUACCAGAUACCCAAUAACAAGGUCCUGACCACUAAGAUUGGCCUUCUAAACAGCCUACGGGAGUAUGAGAGAGUCAACAGCAAGGUCAACUACGGACGUGGAAACAGUUGCAGGAGGAUGAGAAUGGAGGAAUAUUUUCCUGUCACUUUCCGCAUGGAUAUGAAAGAUGAGAGAGAGGCGUUUUUUAACGGAGUAUGCAAUGAUAAAACCAGCUUGUGGAUCUGCAAGCCAACAGGACUUAACCAGGGGCGUGGUAUUUUCCUGCUGCGGACACCAGAAGACAUCACAGGAUUCAGAGAAAGACUGCAAAACACAAUAGAGCAGCAGUCGGACAGAAAGUCACCUUUCAGCAUGCCACAGGCCCGGGUUGUUCAACGGUACAUCGAGAACCCAUUGCUACUAACUGGCAGGAAAUUUGAUGUGCGGUCAUACUUUCUAAUUGCUUGCACCUCGCCAUACAUGGUGUUUUUUCGCCAUGGUUACGUCCGAUUGACAUGUAACCUUUAUGACCCCAACUCCGACAAUCUCACAGGCCACUUGACCAAUCAAUACAUGCAGAAGAAGAAUCCUCUGUACAGUCUACUAAAAGAGGAGACAGUCUGGUCCAUGGAGCACCUCAAUACAUAUAUUAAUGAAAUGUAUAUGGUGCCAAAGGGUCUACCCAAAGACUGGGCUCUGGGUCCUUUUGCAAAAAGAAUGCAGCACAUUAUUAUGCAGUGCUUUCAGGCUGUCAAAGCUAAGCUGGAUUGCAAACUUGGUUACUUUGACCUAAUCGGCUGUGACUUCUUGAUUGAUGAGGAUUUCAAGGUCUGGUUGCUAGAGAUGAACUGUAACCCAGCGCUGCAUACUAACUGUGAAGUACUGAAAGAUGUGGUGCCUAGGACAGUCACUGAGACCCUUGACCUAACUUUGGAAAUCUUUAACAAGUCUUGCUGUGGGCUGAAGCUGCUGCCCCUGAACAGUCAAAGAGACUUUGUUUUGCUGUACAGUUGUGAGACUACGCCCAUAACCAACCAAAAGCAAAAAACUGCAGGGUCCCUCUCGACCUUCCAACUAAAGAGCAACUCCACCCACAAUAACACCAACAAAACCGACAGAACCAUUGCCAUAGCAGCAGCAACAACAACAACAACAACAGGGAAAUUAACCAAUAGUGCCAGCAAAUCUCAAAUUAGUGCUAACACAGAAACUCAAGCCAAACUUGUUUUCUCAGAUGCUACUUUGUCCAAUACGGGCCCACCAACUAAGCAUCAUUUAGGAGCAGCAGCCAUAACCAAGAAGAACCUGACAUCCAAAUCAAAUGAAACGAAUCAACCUCGACCACACCACCCCAAACCUGUCCAGACUCGUGUAGUGUUAAGGCUCAGAAACUGCACCUGGCAGCCACCUGCAAUGGUCUCCAAACUCAACGCACCUCCACAAUCAGUACCGGUAAGAAGUGCUAUCAGGUCUCUGUCUACACCUGCACUAAGCAAAGGCUCAAAACCCACACAAAGGCUUGACGCUCAAGGCCGCCAGAUAGACAAAGGGGAACACAUGAGCUGCCACCUCAAGACGUCCAAGAUUCAUCUGGCUAAGCCAUACUCCCUCCAGACUGGGUGGACAGAAAAGAAAGAACCCAGAGAAAAUGAAAAAGAUGACUGAUGACAUCAAGAAAGAACUACGCUAUAGUUAUAGAUCACUCAAUGCUGAACUCAAAGUUAUUAUGAGGGAUUAUUCUCAGAAUAACCUGAAUCUGACCGAGUUUCUGCUUAUGACUAAUUCUGUUCCUUGUCAUUAAUUAAAUUGCCAUAAUUUGCCAUGACAAUUUGCAGUGAUUCAAAAUUAAAAAAAAAUAUAGUGACCCCAAAGUGUAUUUGGACACUUAAUUCACACUUAAAAAUGUCAGGAGAUCACAAAAUAUCAAACCAAGUGCCAUCUGCGAAGAAACGAUCCUAUACAAUAGGCACCACUGGUUAGUUACGGAUUACAUGUAAUCUGGAUUAUGUAACAAGAUUACAAAAAUUUAGUAUUUAUAAUUGGAUUACUUGGAUUAAAGUACAUUUUAUAAUGUGUGUAUUUAGAUUACUUACUUUUAUGGAUUACAUUAUAACAUUGUUGAUUUCAUUAACUACAGACAUUGGCAAUAACUAGUGCAUAAUUUACUAAUUAUGCUCCUGAAUUUUAAAAGAGUCAAAGCCUGAAAUACAUGAUAAAUCUAGCUAUAUAGCAUUAUAUAUAUUGAGGACAGUGCGGUCCCGUUCCUCAUUUGACCAGAAAUUUGACAUUCAAAGAGACUUGGGGGAAAAAAUAACUGAGUAAUGCAAUUACAAUUUUGUAAUGCCUUAUCUAGCCCAAAAAGUACUUGGAUGUUUUGUACAGUAUAUAUGUUUAUGUAAGGAAUAACUGACAAUGGACCGUUAAAUUGUUUAAAAAUAAUGAACACCCGAGGUGGUAAUGACCGUUACACCACGGGUGUGCAUUAUUUUUCAAUAAUUCAACGGGCCAGAGUCAAUUAUUCUGCAUAUACCACGGUUACCACACCUUAAGACAUCGUUCAGGGUUUUAUCUCAAGACAUUUUCUGAUUUUCGUCCCUAAAACGCUCUUAUGAGAGGAACUACUUUCUUUCGACACAGAUUCUGCAUUCUGCUUUAAUACAGUCCGAACCUUUGUUGCUAAUUCGAAAAUGUCACGUUAGAACUAGCAACGGAGGCUUGCACUACUUUACUGGAGCACUUACUGGAGUAACAAGGUAGUGCGUGUGUGAAUUAGUGCAUUUGUUCAUGUGUGAGUUUGUAUUUGAGGGAUCGAAAGAGAAAAACUUCUGGGAUUACUUUUAUUUGUUGCAGCUCUCAUCAGAAGCAAUCGCUUCAAAAUAGCCAAGAUGCAUGUUGCCAUAUUCCCGUUGUAAACCUAAAUAACUUUUUUCAUCCCCACUGAGAUGCAGGAGUGCGCUGAUGUUACCUGUGUCAAUCAUGGGAGGAUGAGUUAGUAACUGUAGAAAAUGAUGAAAAACAACACAGUUUAACAUCUGCAACGUUCUGGCGCUUUCUUUAAUUGCUUCAACCUUUUUUCUCUUUUGCAGGUAACAUGUAAGUAUAACACUUUAACAACAUUUCCUUCUACAGGUCAACUUCUACUCUAUGGAAUUGCGACUAAUAUAAUCAUUUUAAAACUCAAUAAUCACUUCUAACCUCGACAUACAUCAUCAAUGAACAUUUAUGAAUCUCUCACAUGUUAAUAUUGGUGAACAUUGGUCUACAAAACUGUAUUACAUACUUGUAGAAAAUAAUGAAAACACAGCUUAACAUCUGCAGGGUGCUGGCGCUUUCUUUAAUUGCAUCAACCUUUUGCCAGUACAUAAAUUCCUCAUCACUCUAGCGUAAUGCCACCUACAGGCAACUUAAAGACACUGAACUUAAAUCAAUGUAACUCUGGAACACUUAAAAACUCUGAUUUAUAUAAUAAAAAUGAAAGGAGUGUCUAAAUGUUUUUUGUUUUUUUUACCUUAACUUUGUCUUUCACUGUCAGACUCAUUUUCAGUCUGUCACACUGACAUGACGACUCUGUUUUUCUCUCACGAGUAUGUUUAGGCCUUAAGUGUGUGCGUUACAUUCAAUGUUUGUCCACGAGUGUGGGAGUGUGUGUGAGAGAGGGGGAGCGCGAGGGGUUUCCCACAGAUAUUUCAGAUAAUAUAGAAACUGUUGUAUUGAUCAAGUGUAUCUAGCUUUGAUUCAGCUCAAGCCUUCGUUGCUAUUGCGAAAACGUAACGUUAGAACUAGCAACGGAGGAUGCGCUGCUUUUCGGCAUAGAAGUAAAAAGUGUGUGCGUUUGUGUGUGUGCAAGUGUGAGCGUGUGUGUGUGUGUGUGUGUGUGUGUGCACGAGAGCUCUUUUUAACUGAAACUGAAAUAAAUGUAGUAUAUUUUAGACAUUGUUUUGACUUUUUUAUUUUAUUUUAUGGAUUUUCUCCCCUUUUCUCCCCAAUUUUGGCAUGCC